GCAUCCUGGAUACGCCGCUCUUUGAGACGACGGUCAUCAGCGACGACGAGGACUCUGGGAAGGCCGCAGCUCGCGAGCCCGCUGAGACUGCAGAUCCGGAGCCUGCGGUGGUACCCGCGGAAGUUGUGGAUCUUGAUGGGGAGUCCGCAGCCGCUGAGACUGCAGCUCCGGAGCUUGCAGUGCCCACGGAAGUCGUGGAUCUUGGAGACAAGCCGGCGAGAUCGAAGCUUCUGCUGCAGACCAGCCGGGCCUUGUCGAGAUCGAAGUUUCUGCAGACCAGCCGGACAGCCUUGAGAGCUUCGUCGAGAUCGCAGCUGGUGCAGACCUGCCGU
Messenger RNA from Symbiodinium necroappetens, 332 nucleotides. Lineage: Eukaryota; Dinophyceae; Suessiales; Symbiodiniaceae. The record is from the annotation of a GenBank genome assembly.